GCAACCGUUAAAACUUAAAACACGCAUGUGCUGUCAACGCGUGCGUGGCGCGUGUGUAUAUCGCAUGCGAUCGUGUACAAGAAUGCAUGCGAAUGUGUGAUAUGCCUGCAAAGGCUGCUAAGUGCAAAGUUGAUAUUCGUUAGUUUUGUUUAUAUAUUGCUCAAAAAAUUUUAAAAUGUGAAGAGAGCUCUCGAAUUUAAACAAACUUGAUACACUCAAAAAAAUUUUACUCAAUCCUAUUGUAUCACUCUUUAAAAUGCGAGUUUUCUGUCCAGGCCUAAUAUAACCUGUAUUCAAUAAUAUACUUUGAUCCCUUUUUAAUUAAAAUCUGCAAAUAUGACUGAAUCCGAGAAUAAAGUGCAAGAGGUUAUUGAUCCUAAUGCAAUUACUGAAGAAGACAAGCAAUUUUUACAAGAUUAUGUGAACGAAACGGAGCAGAGACUAGCAGCAAAGGAGGAGAUUAGAGCCUCCAAUGUCAAUGUAACGAGACCUCCAGAUUCUUAUUUUAGUAAAUUGGACUCGAGUCUCAAGAGGAAUACUACUUUUGUUAAAAAACUGAGGAAUUUUAGUGCUCCUCAGCUUGAUGGAUUCCUGAAGGACAUGUCUAAUUUGAAUUUGACUAAGUAUGUCAGCGAAGUUGCGACUGCCUUGGUAGAUGCUAAACUCAAAAUGACGGAUAUUGCGCCUGCUAUUAAAGCUUGCAGCUUUCUGCAUCAGACCUAUGCUGAAUUUUCUGUUCACUUUUUUGAAAAUUGGCAGAAGAACUUGUCUUUGAAAGUCGGAGAAAAAAUCUCUAAUCCCAGUAAACUUCGAGUGGACCUUAGAUUUUACGCCGAACUUGUCAAUGCUGGCAUCUUCACUCACAAGCAGGGUCUAUCGCUACUGGGAUCUGUCUUAACGGUCCUAAUAAACAUGGACAAAGAAGAGCACAACAAUGCAAGCAUAAUUCUCAGUUUUUGUCGCCACUGUGGAGAGGAUUACGCAGGACUGGUACCCAGAAAAAUUCGAGAGUUAUCAGAAAAGUUGAACGUGUCGAUACCAAAAAGCAAACUGCUUUCCCCGGACAAGCAACAAAAUGUGAAACUGUUACUUAGGGACUACUACAAUUCCCUGUGUAAGCAUUUGGUUAAAGAGCACAAAGAUUUGCAAGCUUUCGAAAAGCAAAAUCGAAAAAUCCUUCAAACAAGGGGAGAAUUAAGCACAGAAAGAAAAGAAAAACUCGAAGCACUCCAAGUUUCUUACGAACGUCUUUUAACUAGCGUACAAAAUUUCUCAGAUACCUUAGACGAACCGAUGCCUGAACUUCCGGUUGAUACUGAAGUCAAAAUGGAAACAGAGGAAUCGUUAAAGUUAAAUAAUGAAGGCGAAGAAAAUAGCACAAUGGAAGAUAUGUGGGGCGAUGAAGAAACGAGAAGAUUCUACGAAGUUUUACCAGAUUUGACGGUUUUUCUGCCAGGGUCUUAUUUAAAAGAAGUUGUCAAACAAGAUGUGCCGAUAACCGAAGAGGUUUUGGAUGAGGAAUUAAAUUUUUAUGAGAUCGAAGAAAUUGAGAAAGUUGAUGAACCUGAGCCAGAAGUCGAGGAACCUCAAGUUGCAAAUGUAAGCAAUAAAUUUCUCUUGGACGCGUAUAUCACUCAUCUGCCUAAUUGCGUUAAUCGCGAGAUGAUAGAUAAUGCAGCAGUGGAUUUUCUCAUAAACCUCAACACCAAGCAUAAUAAAAAGAAAUUGAUAAAAGCACUUUUCGGUGUCUCCAGGAUUCGUUUGGAUUUAUUACCAUUUUAUUCUCGACUCGCAGCGAUUCUUUAUCCUGCUAUGCCAGAUGUAGCUAAUGACUUAUGUCUUAUGUUGAAACAUGACUUCAAGUAUCAUGUCCUUAAAAAGGAUCAGAUUAAUAUAGAAUCAAAGAUAAAAGUAGUGAGGUACAUAGGCGAACUUGUCAAGUUUAAACUCUAUUCUAAAAUGGAAGCUUUGUAUUGUUUGAAAGUUUUAUUGCAUGACUUCACACACCAUCAUAUUGAAAUGGCUUGUAAUUUGUUAGAGACUUGUGGAAGGUUUCUAUUCUGCACGCCAGAUUCGCAUCAGAGAACAAAGAUUUAUUUGGAGCAGAUGAUGAGAAAGAAGGCUGUCACGGCUCUUGAUUCUAGAUAUGUGACUAUUAUUGAAAAUGCAUAUUAUUUUGUUAAUCCGCCGGAGUCUACGGGAGGACUUACGAAAAAGGAGAGACCGCCGGUUCAUGAAUUCAUGAGGAAAUUGUUGUAUCAAGAUUUGUCGAAGACUAAUACUGACAAAGUGCUCAAGUGGAUGCGAAAAUUGGACUGGGAGGAUGAAACUGUUUCAUCAUAUGCAAUUAAAUGCCUCACUGCUGCUUACAAUGUCAAGUAUUUGAACAUCAGAUGUGUGGGAAGUCUUUUGGCGGGACUCGUAGCGCAUUACGAAGCCGUUGGUCCCUACGUCGUCGACGGUGUCUUGGAAGAUAUAAGACUCUGCAUGGAGAUAAACCUUCCCAAGUACAAUCAACGCCGAGUCGCCAUGGUCAAAUACCUGGGGGAACUUUACAAUUACCGAAUGGUAGAAAGUGGCGACAUAUUCCGAACCCUUUAUCUUUUAAUAACUUUUGGUGUCAGUCUGGAACACGGCGUCCCAAGUGUUCUAGAUCCUCCUGAACAUUUAUUCCGCAUCAGACUCGUCUGCACUCUUCUUGAAACCUGCGGCCAAUAUUUCAGCGGCGGCUCGAGUAAAAAGAAGCUCGACUACUUUUUGAUAUUCUUCCAACAUUAUUACUGGUUCAAGCGCACAGACCCUAUUUGGACCUCCGAAAAUAUUUUUCCAAUUGAUGUUGACUACAUGUUUCGGGACACUCUCACCAUGUUGAGACCAAAGAUGCAGCUUUUCGAAAAUUACAAGGAAGCCCAAUGUGCUGUUGAAGAACUUCGAAAUACUCUCUAUCCUUCCCUUUCGACUCCGGUUAACGAAGAUCAGCUGAUUGGGGAAAACGAAAUGGGAGUAAUUUUAGAAGCAGAUGAAGAAACGGCGCAAGCUACCGGAAAUGGGAGUGGAGAUGCGAAGGGAGUGGCAGAUUUGCAUUUUGAGGAAUCUGAAGAUUACUCCGAAGGCCAGUCUGAAGAAGAUUGGUUGGUUGACGGUGAGAGAGAAGAACACCAGGGAACACGGGAAAAUACGCAGGGAGAACAGAGUUUAUCUGAAGGAUGUACUGAUGGUGUUAUUAUGGAUGCUUCCGAAUUGGACGCAGCUCUUCCCUCAGGACCAAAGAGAGUCACUUGUCCAGAAGAUGACGAUUUCUUGUCAGCUCUUGAUAAAAUGGUGUCUGAUAAUAUUCAGGAUAGAAUGCGUGAUUCUGUAAAGCCUCAGCAAGUUGAUAUUUCGGUACCGCUUCACGUGAAAAGUACAAAAAAAACUUACGAACAAUUGCAAGAAGUUCCUUCGGAUAAUACGACUGUCGAUUUUGUUCUGAUGUUGAGAAAAGGAAAUAAGCAACAGUAUAAGAAUUUAGCAGUCCCCGUGUCUUCCGAGUUGGCGAUGAAUUUGAGAAAUCGAGAGCAGGAGCAGAAAGAAGAGAAGGAAAAAGUGAAGAGAUUAACACUCAAUAUCACGGAAAGACAAGAGGAGGAGGAUUAUCAAGAAACUAUAAGUCAAGGUGCUAGACCCGUGACAGUGAACUUGAACAGGGAAAGGCGACAGAAAUAUAAUCAUCCGAAAGGAGCUCCUGAUGCAGAUCUUAUCUUUGGUCCUAAAAAAAUCCGAUGAAGGAAUAUAUAGGACAAUCGAUACAGUGAUUAAAAGCGACAUGAAUUUUGGUGAAACGAACAUAGUUUUGGGGUUUCCGAAAUUCUGAUCAAACCUGCUCGUAAAUGCCUUAUCGUUUUUAUUUGUAUAUUUGCAAGUGCUUUUUGCAUAAUAUACAGAGAAUAUAUAGCAGUGAACCGACUGGUUUGUAAUAUAUGUGAAGAUUGUGAUAUUGUAAAUAUCUUGAGUGUAGCUGACAGAAAUCGUGGAUGCUAUUUCCAAGACUUCUAUACUACUGCGAGCAUUACUUUGAGUUUGUAAAUUUUCUAUGAGAAAGGAAAAUAAAGGCAACGUAUUUCAGAAUAA
Belonocnema kinseyi is the source of this 4110-nucleotide messenger RNA. RefSeq names its product regulator of nonsense transcripts 2 (gene Upf2). Gene Ontology annotation, cellular component: cytoplasm; exon-exon junction complex. The record is from RefSeq and is a predicted model, not a curated record. Gene Ontology annotation, molecular function: protein binding; RNA binding. The transcript is spliced from 3 exons. The coding region runs from base 337 to 3765 and encodes 1142 amino acids. NCBI's taxonomy places the organism in Eukaryota, Metazoa, Arthropoda, Insecta, Hymenoptera, Cynipidae. Gene Ontology annotation, biological process: nuclear-transcribed mRNA catabolic process, nonsense-mediated decay.